ACAGGCACAGCAGCAGUAGACGAAACAGGAGGAAGGAGCAGAGAGGAGGCGCUGCAGGGAGCAGACAGGAGCCGAACAGGCAGACAGACUCGGGGAGGUCGGGCUCCCCCUCGCAGCCUCGCCGGCCGGUGUUGUUUGAGGUUGACCCGCUGAACGGUUCUUGUGGCACCAGGAUGGUGUCUGUGCGGAGCUGGGUCGCCAACGAGGGAGGAAAGCACCUCAUCCUGGUGCUGUGGUUGGGAGUUAACUUGUGGCUGUUUAUAAAAACCUUCCUUCUUUACUCCACUGGACCACAGUAUCACUACCUCUACAAGAUGCUUGGGCUUGGGCUUUGCAUCAGCCGGGCCUCAGCGUCGGUGCUAAACCUGAACUGCACCUUGGUGUUGUUACCGAUGUGUCGCUCUCUACUCACAUUUGUCCGAGGAACAUGCACGGUAUCAAGCAGAAAGACUCGCAGACUGCUGGACAAGUCCAAGUUUUUUCAUGUAACAUGUGGAGUAGCCAUCUGUGUCUUCUCUGCUCUACACGUAUUUGCACACCUGGUGAACGCUGUCAACUUCAGUGUUAGAUACUCAGAUGACUUCCCGGCUCUUAAUCUGGCUCGCUACAGAGGAGAGGAUCCCAGAUUGAUCAUUCUGACAACAAUCCCAGGGGUCACUGGUGUACUAUUGGUUCUUAUCCUCUUCCUGAUGUUUACGGCAUCCUCUUAUGCUGUAAGGGUAUCGAGUUAUGAAAUAUUCUGGUACACACACAACCUCUUCAUUGUCUUCUACGUCAUCCUCAUGGUGCACAUGGUCGGUGGAGCUUUGAGGUAUCAGACCAAUGUGGAAGCCCAUCCUCCAGGUUGUGUCAAAGCCCAUCAGAACAGCACAGAGCAGCAAGGGGAGGAGCUACAGCAAGGGGAAGAUGAAGAACAAAGAUGCAAAGAAGAUCCUCACUUCCAGCCCCACAUCCCACAGACAUGGAUCUGGGUGUCUGGUCCUCUGUGUCUCUACUGUGUGGAGCGUUUCUACCGCUACAUCCGCAGCAGUGACCCUGUUACCAUAGUGAGGGUCGUCAAACACCCCUGUGAUGUUAUGGAGCUGAGGAUGCUAAAGAAAAACUUCAAGGCCCGUCCAGGACAGUAUAUUCUUCUUAACUGUCCAGAUGUAUCCUCCUUGGAAAACCAUCCCUUCACUUUAACAAUGUGUCCCACAGAGAACAAGGAAACAUUUGGCGUCUACCUCAGAGUCAUGGGAGACUGGACUGAGCGUUUCACACAACUGUUACUACCUGCACCAGGAGCAGUUUUGGAAAUCCAGCCUGUGAUGCCACAAAGGAGAUACCCUAAGCUGUAUGUGGAUGGUCCAUUUGGGAGUCCUUCUGAAGACGUGUUUAACUAUGAUGUCAGUCUCUGCGUCGCCGGUGGAAUCGGCGUCACGCCUUUCGCCUGCGUGCUGCAUGCUCUGCUGGACGGCUGGACGGGUUUCAGGCUACAGAGGUUGUACUUUGUGUGGGUCUGCAGGGAACUCCAGUCCUUCUACUGGUUUGCUGAGCUGCUGUGUGCCCUGCAUCACAAGCUGUGGCAGGAGAACAGACCGGACUACUUCAAUCUGAAACUCUACGUCAGCCAGACAGCCAGCCUGCAGAGUAUACCUCAGGAGAAGUACCGCCCACUCAGCUCAAGGUUGCUGGUUGGUCGACCCAGGUGGAAAUUACUCUUGGAUGAGAUUGGGAAGACCAAUAGAAAUAAGCGGGUCGGUGUUUUCUGCUGUGGACCAAAAAGCAUCUCCAGGACUCUGCACAGACUGUGCAACUCCUCGCGCACAUCUGGAACAGUCUUUGAAUUCAACAAAGAAUCCUUCAGCUGAUGGUGCAUCAGAGCUGCUUGUCACACUCUGAGGUCUGGUUCAGUAAAGAAGCACAACUUUGCAGUAUUUUCACAACUGUGAGGUAGCAGGAACCUGUAAUACUCACAGAAUCUCUUUGUGUUUCAUCUGCAUUAGUACUCACUGUGGUCCGAAAUCCAAGUGUUAGCUUCUGUACAAGUGUGUAACUUCUGAAACAGUUGCAGGUUUUAGCAGGAGCAUUGAUUCUGAUCAUAAAACUCACCAGUCCAAAGACCAUAACUGAAACCAGCCUGCCGCAUUGACUUCACCACUGAUGGUCUCUUUUCACAACCUGAAUUCAUGUUUGUGCCUUUUUUUUUUUCUUUUUUGGUGAAAAUGUCUUUGUUCAUGUCGGUGACUAAUUUUAAUAUUCAGCUUCUGUUAAGGAAGUGAGAUGAGAUGUUGGGCUACCAAUAGUGAUGCACAUAUCAGUGUUAAACAUCUGCACCACUUGGCUGCCAAAAAUAUGCACUGAAUAACGUACCAAACCUGACCCCAAUCACUGG
Messenger RNA from Thalassophryne amazonica, 2374 nucleotides. RefSeq names its product NADPH oxidase 4. The record is from RefSeq and is a predicted model, not a curated record. The coding region runs from base 174 to 1850 and encodes 558 amino acids. The transcript has 18 exons. Gene Ontology annotation, biological process: defense response; superoxide anion generation. Lineage: Eukaryota; Metazoa; Chordata; Actinopteri; Batrachoidiformes; Batrachoididae. Gene Ontology annotation, cellular component: NADPH oxidase complex; plasma membrane. Gene Ontology annotation, molecular function: superoxide-generating NAD(P)H oxidase activity.